GCGGGACAAGAGCGCAUCGGCCCAGGUGACCCAACGGCAGCCACCCCUGGGCGUUCACCCAGGACGCCGACGCCGACGCCAGGCGCAGAAACUCAGAGCGGCUGCGGGAGUCGCGGAGGACGCGCGGGGGCGGGGCCGGAGAGGAGCGCAAACGCGGAACCGUGGGGCGCCGCAAAGCUCGCGCUCGGAGCCCUCGCGCACUGCCCCCGCGGGGGGAGCGGCGCGCCUGGGGCUGGGGGUCCCCGGAGCGAGGAGGAGGAGGCCCCGACUCGCAUGGGUGCCACAUGUCCUACCCCUACAUCUGUUGAACAUGCAGACAUCCAGGUCAAGAGUUAUAACUUGCACUCCAGGGAGAGAUACGUUUGUAACUCUGGGUUCAAGCGGAAAGCUGGCACAUCCAGCUUGACUGAGUGUGUGUUUAACAAGACCACAAACAUUACCCACUGGACAACUCCCAAUCUCAAGUGCAUCAGACAUCCCUCCCUGCCUCACCAAAAGCCAGUGCCACCCUCUGCAGUAGUGACGGCAAGGGUGACCCCAGAACCAGAGGGCCCCUCCCCUUCUGGAAAAGAGCCAGCAGCUUUAUCUCCCAAGUCAGAUACCACAGAGACAGCCACUGUACCAAGGCCCUGGCUGAUGUCAUCCAAACCACCUUCUGUAGACACCACGGGGGUAGGCAGUCAUGAGCCCUCCCAAACCCCAUCUCAGACAACAGCAGUGACCUUGGAGCACAUGCCCUCUACUUCCCACGAGACACCAGGUGCUCGUCAACACAGCUCCAGAGAAGGCAUAAUAGCCGGCUCAACAUCUGCUGUGAUUAUCGUAGUGUGUGUGGUAGCCCUGCUGGUGGCGAGUUACUGCAGAUCAAGGAGUGCUUCCCAGCUACGUGCUGUGGAAGUGGUAACUGCAGAAGCAAUCCCAAUGACUGGGGGCACCAGCAGCAGAGAGGAAGACACCAUCAGCUAUCCACCCAGCCUCUGAAACUCAGGAAAACCAGCCAGGCUGAGUCUGUGGCAAAGGAGCCAGCUCUGCGUUAGCUGAAAUGGGCCUGGAAGACGCCAGGAGAAAGCCCAGCAGGCCAGCCAGGUCUCUGGCCUGAUCUGGACUGUACCUGGCACAUCCCAGCGGACCCAGCAGGCUCUCCAGCACUAGUGGAUGCUGCCUGGCUGGCUGGCCUCAGCAUACAGCCAGCUUCCUAAGGUCCAAGCUGCUGCAGCUCUCCUGGGAGAGGCUGAAGGUCUUCCUGAAGGCCUCCCAUUCCCCUCUGACAUUGGUUCUGGACCGCUUAUCCACUCGACUGUCUACUCCAUACCUCAUCCUGACUUGCAGUCUACAGAGAACAGGAAUGUACUUGGGGCUCUGCAGCCAUUACAAGUCUUGUCCUCACUUGAGAAGACACCAGCAUUUGAGUUCCUCAGAACUCUCCUGCAUGUACUGAAAGGGAGCUGAGAAAGGUAGUAAAUGUACUGAGCCAGUGAAUCCAGAUGUAAAGAUUCAGAAGGAAAUUGAAUUCAGUGCUAUUUUAUAUAUAUAUAUGUGUGCGUUUAUAUUUAUACUUCCCUGUUUGUUAUGAUGUUACAUAUGAUUUAUAUUUUAAAAGUGUGCCUUGUACAAACAAAAUAAAAUAUCUAUUUUCAGUAUAAAAAUAUACUAAAAGAAUCACCAAAGAGCAAUGUUCCACAAAGGAAAACAGGACGAAGAAUAGAAGU
Molecule: messenger RNA, 1709 nt
Organism: Octodon degus (degu)
Lineage: Eukaryota; Metazoa; Chordata; Mammalia; Rodentia; Octodontidae
Gene: Il15ra
Product: interleukin 15 receptor subunit alpha
Exons: 7
Coding region: 274-981 (235 amino acids)
Biological process (GO): interleukin-15-mediated signaling pathway
Cellular component (GO): plasma membrane
Molecular function (GO): interleukin-15 receptor activity
Source: RefSeq, a predicted model, not a curated record